AUGCCCUGGGCCUGCAUCAACGAGGCACUGCGGUAUCACGAGGUGCCACCUUAUCUCCGGCGUCUGGUGCUCCGUGGUACCAACCUUCGAGGCGUCGCCGUCGUCUGCUAUGCGGACGACACGCUCGUGACGGCGACGGCCAGGACCUUUCAGAGGGCGUCCCUGCUCGCCUCAUUCGGUACCGAAUUGGUGGUGCGCAGGAUUCGGCGACUGGGUCUCGCGGUGGCUCUCCACAAGACCGAGGCCCUUGCCUUCCAUGGGCCUCGGAGUAGGCCGCCCAUCGAGGCCUACAUCUCUGUGGAGGGCGUGCGGAUACCCGUCGGCUCAAAGAUGAAGUAUCUCGGUCUUCAUCUGGACAGCCGAUGGGACUUCCGCGCGCACUUUGAGGCUCUCGCCGAAGUUGGUACGGACGGCCGGUGCUCUCGGCCGUCUGCUACCAAACGUCGAAGGUCCUGGCAAUCCCUGCCGGAAUCUGUACGCUGGAGUCGUGCGGUCUAUGGCCCUAUACGGUUCUCCCGUAUGGGCCAAUUCCCUGAACGACCGCUGCGUCAGGCUGCUGCGAAGACCGCAGCGCAUGGUGGCGCAGCGUAUCGUCAGGGGCUACCGCACGAUCUCACACGAAGCGGCUUGCGUAUUGGCGGGCACUCUGCCCUGGGAUCUCGACGCGCGGGCUCUCUCUUCUGUCUUCUGGUGGCGGGAAGAGAGCUUGCGCCGAGGACAGAGGCUAGCCCCCAAGAGGUCGAGACCACUCUGGUCUCCCUCCGCAACGCCGCUGUGGAGGAAUGGCAGCUCAGGCUGGAGAGCCCGAGUGCGGGCUUGAGGACCGUCGCGGCAGUGCGACCCGUCCUUCGACAGUGGUUGGACAGGCGCCACGGUGCGCCGACAUUCCGGCUGACGCAGGUGCUCACCGGGCACGGGUGCUUCGGUGCAUACCUGUGUCGCAUAGCCGGGAAGGAGGAGUCCGCCGCGUGCCACCACUGUGGCAACUGCCGCGAGGACACGGCCCAACACACUCUCGAGGAGUGCCCAGCCUGGACGGAAGAGCGCAGCGCUCUCUUGGCCGUCAUCGGAAGCGACCUCUCGUUGCCGACCGUGGUCGCCGCCAUGGUCCGCAGUCGGAGGUCGUGGCGAGCUAUGGCCUCCUUCUGCGAGCGUGCCAUGUCGCAGAAGGAGGCCGCGGAGCGGAUAGGGAGCAGACCGAUCCCGCCCGCCGCCGCCAUAGGAGGAGAAGGAGGCGUCGGGGCGACGGUGUCUAACCCGUCGCCCUGCGCCUCGUGGGCAACCGGGGCCGCCGCUCCUACCAUCCAUUAA
This is a messenger RNA of Manduca sexta (tobacco hornworm), 1311 nucleotides long. RefSeq lists its product as uncharacterized. The record is from RefSeq and is a predicted model, not a curated record. NCBI's taxonomy places the organism in Eukaryota, Metazoa, Arthropoda, Insecta, Lepidoptera, Sphingidae. The transcript has 2 exons. Bases 1 to 1311 code for a protein of 436 amino acids.